This is a messenger RNA of Strongylocentrotus purpuratus (purple sea urchin), 1475 nucleotides long. RefSeq names its product Wnt8 protein (gene Wnt8). Gene Ontology annotation, molecular function: cytokine activity; frizzled binding. Gene Ontology annotation, biological process: neuron differentiation; canonical Wnt signaling pathway; multicellular organism development. The record is from RefSeq and is marked provisional. Lineage: Eukaryota; Metazoa; Echinodermata; Echinoidea; Camarodonta; Strongylocentrotidae. Gene Ontology annotation, cellular component: extracellular region.
GAAGUUCGAAUCGUCAACAAGUGUCUGGUCAGCUCUCAACUUUUGUUAGCCUCACAGCAGGAGAUAGUAAUUGAUACACAUCUUCUGUAAACACCAUCUCGCAUCUUAUCCUUAACCCUUAUCGUGUUUGAAAUACAUCACCAUUUAUUUUCUUUUGGACUGUACGUGAAAUAUUCGGGAUUUUAGUUAAGUUUUCGAGACGCAAUUUAAAGUUUUGAUUUCUUCUAUUGGAGUGUACAUCAUGGAUGUUUUUACGGAAUUUGUUCGUCAUCUUCUUCUGAUCGUCGUCCUCCUCGCCAACGUGCCCGUCUUUCAAGCAAUCAUAUGGUCACCAGCAAGCAACGUUCUUCUAGCGGGAUCCAAGAGGCACAUCACAUAUAUCGACAGCGUGUCUGCUGGUAUCCAGAAUGCUGUAAAGGAGUGUCAGUUCCAGUUCAAAUGGGAUAAGUGGAAUUGUCCUGAAGUCUCCGUCUUCACAAACACUCAAGCUAAUGUGAGAUGUGUUCAUUCAAGCCAUCGCGUCUGCGGGGUCAUGUAUUCACUUACUAAGAACUGCAGUCAGGGGGCUUUUGAUGACUGCGGAUGUGAUAAGAGACGAAACGGAAAUAGUGGUGGUGAGGGCUGGACUUGGGGCGGCUGCAGCGACAAUGUACGAUUCGGUGAACGAAUGGCGAGCGAUAUCAUGGACGACGCAGAGAGUUCACAGGGCGCCAUCUCCGUUAUGACUCUACAUAACAACGAGGCUGGCAGAAAGGCUGUCAAACAGACCCUCCAACGAACCUGUAAGUGUCAUGGCGUCUCCGGCUCCUGCUCUCUACAGACCUGCUGGAACCACGUCGCAAACUUCCGUGUCAUCGGGGACGAGAUCAAGCGCAAGUACUUCCAGGCCGUACGCGUCGACUUCGUUCGUGGGAAACUCAUCGACGGCAACAGCGCUGAAGAUCGCUUCCCUCAAGCCGUAGUGAGCGCAUCGCACAACCGUCGCGACCUCGUUUUCCUGGACCAGUCCCCCGACUACUGCCGUGCCAACCUCACCAUCGGUGUCACCGGGACUGCGGGCAGGGAGUGCAUGGUGCGAGAGGAUGUCACCGAGGUAUCAUCAUCGUCAUCAUUGACCAAGGAUUCGACGUCGCCUUCAUCGUUCCGAUGGGUGAAGCAGAGCUGUAGCAGACUGUGUAGGAGCUGCGGGAUGGUGAUCCGUAAGACUCAAGUCGUCAUUACGUCCAGCUGCAACUGCAACUUCGUUUGGUGUUGUCAGGUGAAGUGCGACACCUGUCGGCGAACUGUGACCAGGCGGACGUGCCAGCCCGUUGGAUCGAGGCUGUAGGUCCCAAAUAUCUUUGAACUCUGAGGAAGAUGAACUUUUUAAUGUCCACUAAGUUGGAUGCUUUGUCUAUGCUAUGACUACUCACAUUAAGACUGUGUACAGAACACCAGCCUUGUAUAAAUACAGUCUCUCUCUCUUUUAAAAGGAC